Molecule: messenger RNA, 1824 nt
Organism: Parathielavia appendiculata
Lineage: Eukaryota; Fungi; Ascomycota; Sordariomycetes; Sordariales; Chaetomiaceae
Product: V-type ATPase
Exons: 7
Coding region: 1-1824 (607 amino acids)
Biological process (GO): ATP metabolic process; proton transmembrane transport
Cellular component (GO): fungal-type vacuole membrane; proton-transporting V-type ATPase, V1 domain
Molecular function (GO): ATP hydrolysis activity; ATP binding; proton-transporting ATPase activity, rotational mechanism
Source: RefSeq, a predicted model, not a curated record
AUGGCCCCUUCGCAGACGGACGGCGACAAGGAUGGAUUCCACAAGGGCAAGAUCUACUCGGUUUCCGGACCCGUCGUCGUCGCUGAAGAUAUGACUGGUGUUGCCAUGUACGAGUUGGUAAAAGUCGGCCAUGACCAGCUCGUCGGUGAGGUCAUUCGGAUCAAUGGCGACCAAGCGACGAUCCAGGUAUACGAAGAGACAGCCGGCGUCACCGUUGGCGAUCCCGUGCAGCGAACCGGCAAGCCGCUGGCUGUCGAACUCGGGCCCGGUCUCCUGAACAACAUCUACGACGGUAUCCAACGGCCACUCGAGAAGAUUGCAUCCGUGGCCAAGAGCAUCUACAUUCCUCGAGGCGUCGCCGUACCUGCGCUCGACCGCGAGAAGAAGUGGGAUUUCACCCCAACCAUGAAGGUCGGCGACCACAUCACGGGCGGCGAUGUGUGGGGGACAGUCUACGAAAACUCAUUCAUCUCCGUGCACAAGAUUCUGUUCCCUCCACGGGCUCGCGGCACCAUCACCAGAAUCGCAGACAAGGGCAGCUACACAGUCACCGAAAAGAUUCUCGAAGUCGAGUUUGACGGCAAGAAGACCGAAUAUGGCAUGAUGCAGACCUGGCCUGUGCGGGUGCCGCGCCCGACCACCGAGAAACACUCUGCCGACAAGCCUUUUGUUGUCGGCCAGCGCGUGCUCGACGCCCUCUUCCCCUCGGUCCAGGGCGGCACUGUCGCCAUUCCCGGCGCUUUUGGCUGUGGCAAGACCGUCAUUAGCCAGUCCGUGUCCAAGUUCUCCAACAGCGACGUCAUCGUCUACGUCGGGUGCGGCGAGCGCGGCAACGAGAUGGCCGAAGUGUUGAAGGACUUCCCCGAGCUCACCAUCGAGGUUGAGGGCCGCAAGGAGCCCAUCAUGAAGCGCACCACGCUUAUCGCCAACACGUCCAACAUGCCUGUCGCUGCGCGUGAGGCGUCCAUCUACACCGGUAUCACAGUCGCCGAGUAUUUCCGCGACCAAGGCAUGAACGUGGCCAUGAUGGCCGACUCAUCCUCUCGCUGGGCCGAAGCCCUGAGAGAGCUGUCGGGCCGCUUGGGAGAGAUGCCCGCGGACCAAGGUUUCCCUGCCUACCUGGGCGCCAAGCUUGCCUCCUUCUACGAGCGCGCCGGCAAGGUCCAGGCCCUCGGCAGCCCCGCCCGCGAAGGCAGCGUCAGCAUCGUCGGCGCCGUCUCCCCGCCCGGCGGUGACUUCUCGGACCCCGUCACCUCGGCGACCCUGGGCAUCGUCCAGGUCUUCUGGGGUCUGGAUAAGAAGCUCGCGCAGCGCAAACACUUCCCCUCCAUCAACACGUCACUCAGCUACUCCAAGUACACCACGGUGCUCGACAAAUGGUACGAGAAGGAGUACCCAGAUUUCCCGCGGCUGCGCGACCGCAUCCGCCAGUUGCUGUCGGACAGCGAGGAGCUUGACCAGGUAGUGCAGCUGGUGGGCAAGAGCGCGCUGUCGGACCCGGAUAAGAUCACGCUCGACAUGGCGACGCUGAUCAAGGAGGAUUUUUUGCAGCAGAACGGCUACUCGGACUACGACCAGUUCUGCCCCAUCUGGAAGACCGAGUGGAUGAUGAAGCUCAUGAUGGGCUUCCACGACGAGGCCCAAAAGGCCGUCGCGCAGGGCCAGAGCUGGGCCAAGGUCCGCGAGGCCACACAGGAGCUGCAGGCGCAGUUGAGGAGUCUCAAGUUUGAGGUGCCCACCGAGGGCCAGGAGAAGAUUUGCAAGAAGUAUGAGGCGAUACAGCAGGCUAUGCUGGACAAGUUUGCCUCGGUUGUGGAUGAGUAA